AUGGACUGGCAGGAGAAGGAGGUGCUGGUGAUCGACGAGGUCAGCAUGCUCGGGGCGCGCACGCUGCACGCGUUCCGGCCGGUGCAGGAGCGGUCGAUCCUGCUGCCGAGCGCGGCGGUGCCGUGGGACGCGGACGGCGCGUUCGCGGCCGAGCAGCGGCGGCAGCACGAUAAGGCGCACGCGCUAUGGAGGAAGUUUACGACGGUCGUCAUGCUCGACGAGCAGAUGCGCGCCGCCGGCGACCCGGAGCUACGGCGGCUGCUCGGGCGGAUCCGGCGGGGGGAGCAGGACCGGUCGGACCUAGACCUCCUCAACUCGAGGUGCUACCGGGCGGGCAGGCGGAUACCGUGGGAGACUGGGGUGACGGUGGUGACGCCGCUUAACAGGAAUCGCUGGAACCUCAACCUAGAGGCGGCCCUCGCGUUCCGGGCCCGGCAACGGACGGCGGCGCGCAUCUUCGUCUCCGAGCAUAAGUGGAGGGACGGCACGCCGACGGAGGAGGAGGCGGUGCUGAUGCUAGGCCAGGGCGACGACAGCGCGACUCCGGUGCCGGCCGUCUUCCUCUUCGUGCCCGGCAUGCCGGUCGUCGUGAACCAGAACACGCACCAGGGGCUGAAGCUAGUGAACGGGGCCGGGUACACGGCGGUCGACGUCAUACCCGACCGGGCCUUCCCCGGCCACCGGGUCUCGGCGGAGCUGACAAUGCACUUCGGGCCGCCGGUCGGCAUGGUGCUGGCCUCGGAGACGACCAAGGAUUUCCACUUCGUGGGGAUGCCGUCCGGGACGAUCCUGCUGACGCCCAUCAGCGUCAAGAUCCAGGCCCAGCGGAAGCGGCCGGGGCCGCGGGGAGGGACAAGACGAGACUGGGGGGGGAUAAAUAGAUAG
Hirsutella rhossiliensis is the source of this 885-nucleotide messenger RNA. RefSeq names its product PIF1 protein. The record is from RefSeq and is a predicted model, not a curated record. The transcript is spliced from 2 exons. The coding region runs from base 1 to 885 and encodes 294 amino acids. Lineage: Eukaryota; Fungi; Ascomycota; Sordariomycetes; Hypocreales; Ophiocordycipitaceae.